AUGACCAGGCUCACUAUUCUUGCAGGGUUAUGUCUGGUGAUUUGCCAGCUGGGAUCUGCCACCCAGAUGGUGUGCUACUUCACCAACUGGUCCCAGUACAGACCUGGUGAGGGCAAAUAUAUGCCAAAAGAUGUGGACCCCUUCCUCUGCACCACUCUGAUCUAUGCCUUCUCCAUCAUCAACCAUAACAACGAGCUGGUUACCUACGAGUGGAAUGAUGAUGUCCUCUACAAGUCCUUCAACGCUCUGAAGACCAAGAAUCCUCAUCUGAAGACUCUGCUGGCUGUUGGUGGCUGGAACUUUGGUUCAAGACAGUUCUCAAUCAUGGUGUCUACUCCAGCCAACCGUCAGACAUUCAUCCAGUCUUCUAUCAAAUUCCUGAGGACUCAUGGAUUUGAUGGUCUGGAUCUGGACUGGGAGUACCCUGGUGCUCGUGGAAGUCCCCCAGAGGACAAACAGAGGUUCACUUUGCUCUGCAGGGAACUGGUUGCUGCCUUUGCAGCUGAGGCCAAGGCCACUGGCAAUCCUCAGCUCAUGCUGACUGCUGCAGUUGCAGCUGGGAAGGGAACCAUCGAUGGUGGAUAUGAGAUUGCUGAGAUUGCCAAGGAACUGGACUUCAUCAAUGUGAUGACCUAUGACUUCCAUGGAACUUGGGAGCAGUUCACUGGACACAACAGCCCUCUUUUCCGUGGCUCUGAGGACUUCGGUGAUCUAAUUUACUUCAACACAGACUAUGCCAUGAAGUACUGGAGAGACAAUGGCGCCCCUUUGGAGAAGCUGAGGAUGGGAUUCGCUGCAUAUGGUCGCACCUUCCGUUUGACAUCAUCAAACAGUAGCGUUGGAGCCCCAGCUAACGGUGCUGCAUCAGCUGGUCCAUUCACACGUGAAGCUGGAUUCUGGUCCUACUAUGAGAUUUGUGGUUUUGUGAAGGGCACCACCAUUCAGUGGAUUGAGGAUCAGAAAGUUCCCUAUGCCACCAAGAACAAUGAGUGGGUGGGAUUCGACACCAAGGAGAGCUAUGAGAUCAAGGUGCGCUACCUGCAGGAGCAUAGGUUUGGUGGUGCCUUUGUGUGGGCCCUCGAUUUGGAUGAUUAUGCUGGACGAUUCUGCGGAGAGGGCAGCCACCCUCUGCUGGCUCAUCUUCGUAAACUUCUUAAUAUUGAGCUGCCCCCACUGCCCCCUACCACCACUCCCAGACCUGGUGCUAGCACCACUUCCCCAACUACCACCACCACUACCACCACCCACGCCCCAGGAUCCGGUUUCUGCAAUGGCAAACCUGACGGUCUGUAUGCCAAGCCAGAGGACAAGGCCAGUUUCUACAUGUGCGCUGGCGGCAUCUCCCACGUGAGGCAGUGCGGGAGUGGAACUGUCUUUGACAACAGCUGCAAGUGCUGCGUGUGGCCCUGAGCCACAAAUGGAGACAAUGUGUAUUACAACUGAUUCAA
Molecule: messenger RNA, 1448 nt
Organism: Seriola dumerili (greater amberjack)
Lineage: Eukaryota; Metazoa; Chordata; Actinopteri; Carangiformes; Carangidae
Product: acidic mammalian chitinase-like
Exons: 11
Coding region: 1-1410 (469 amino acids)
Biological process (GO): chitin catabolic process; carbohydrate metabolic process
Cellular component (GO): extracellular region
Molecular function (GO): chitinase activity; chitin binding
Source: RefSeq, a predicted model, not a curated record